ACCUUUUAACAUUAAAGGUAUAACGAAAUUACUGCAAAUAUCACCGAUGUGCGUAUCGCAGCACACAUUGCAAUAGUUUACAAUAUAACUACUACAUAACUUUAUAAAGUAUUACAAUUAUUCAAAGUAUUAAGUUUUUGGUACAUAUAGCAGAGAGCCUGGCGAGACGGAGAGAGUGAUGCUUUCUUUUUCCAGAGUAAUGUGAAACAUGUUUGUUGUUAUAUAAUUUUUUGUUUUUAUAUAUAUAUAUAUUUUAUUAUUAUUCAAACUGAUUUACAAACGUAAAAGAUUAUUGUAUUGUAUAUCAUUUAUUUAACCCUUAAGCAACUUACUGCAUAUCACAUUUUUUCCUUUAAUAUCAUGCAGCCCUAACCUGUUCUCAGACCAACAGAGUAAACAGUGUCAUGUUAUUACAUUGAAGAUUCUGUCAUUGUUUAUUCUUUGUUUAUUUGAUCAUAGUUCAUCUAUAAAUACUGUGAAGAAGUCAAACAAGCAGCUGCUGUCACAACACAUUCAACUACUCUACUAUUCUGAUCCACUGUUGUAAUGAUGGAGUGUGUUAAAGAGGAGACUGAUCCUGAAUCAUUCACAAUAACACCUCAAUAUACUCAACAACAAAGAGACUCUGUGGAAGAGAAUAAGGAGGAUGAAGAUCAGGACCACAAUUUUAUGACUGACAGCUGCUCAGAAACUGAUGAGAAUUCCUCUCAAGAAAGAGUUGAAGACAAAAACAAAUUUGAAUGCCAUCUUUGUGGUAAGACUUACUCACACAAAAGGAACCUAACGUAUCAUCUGAAGAGUCACACUGGUGACAGGCCUUAUGCAUGCUCCCACUGUGAGAAGACUUUCUUCAAAAAAAGUAGACUUGGGGAUCACAUGAGGAUUCACACAGGUGAGAGGCCUUUUGUCUGCCCUCAGUGUGAUAAACGUUUCAUUAGUAAAGCAAAACUUAAUGUUCACAUAAAUACUCACAGUACUGAAAGUCCUUACGUCUGCCCUCAAUGUGGAAAGACUUGCGCAUGUAAAGAAUAUCUUUAUAAUCAUAUAAUAAAUCACAUUAAGACAAAGCAUUUUACAUGCCCUCAGUGUGAUAAGAGUUUUAAACAACAAGGAGCUCUUAGGCAUCACAUACGAGUUCAUACAGGUGAGAGACCUUUCUCUUGCAAUCUGUGUAAUAAGAGUUUUAAACAAAAGGGAGCUCUUCAGUAUCACAUGGGAAUUCAUACAGGUGAGAGGCCCUUUGCAUGCCAUCUGUGUGAUAAGAGGUACAUACAUGCAUAUAGUCUCAAACUUCAUCUGCAGGUUCACUCAAAUGAAAGACCUUUUAGCUGCGAUCAGUGUGAUAAGACGUUUGUUUUGGCAUCUUUGUUUAAAGCGCACCUGCAGACUCAUUCAGGUGAGAGGCCGUAUCUGUGUUCUGUUUGUGGGAAGGGUUUUCAAUCACGCAGAAAUGUUAAGGUGCACCAGAAAAUACAUACAGGUGUGAGAAAACAUGUGUGCUCUGUGUGUGAUAAAGCCUUUCUGAGAGCCCCAGACCUAAAGCGGCACCAAAAGAUCCAUAAAGAAAAAUCCUAAAAGUGCUCACAUUGUGUAAAGGGUUUUAUUGAGUUUGUGAAGCUGAUAAAACACAAGUGACUCACAGAGAAAAGUGCUGUCCAAAAAGAGUGAACAAAGAUCAACUUUAGGUCCAUGCAGAUGGUAUGUUUCCAACCAAAAGAAAACGUGACACAGUGCAUUCAGCUUGCUUUUGGGUGGAAAUGUAACCCCAUGAUGAGCUCUGGCCAAGUGCUUGCUCAGUAACCGUAAUUGUGCAGGGUUAUAUUAUUAAACUGCUGCAUGUUAUGCUGUAUUACUUUGUGUUAUGAUGUUACGAUAAUAAUGCACACUCGAGUUGAGGUCUGGACUUUGAUUGGGCCAGUUAGGAAAAAGACCUAAUUCUCCUCAUGAUGGCUCUAUUCUGGUUUGUAGAGCAUAAUGAUGACUUUGUAGAUAAAGUGAAUCUUUUAUAUAGAUUGUUAACUGUACCUUUAAAUAAAUCAUGCAACAUGUA
Messenger RNA from Misgurnus anguillicaudatus (oriental weatherfish), 2050 nucleotides. RefSeq lists its product as uncharacterized. The record is from RefSeq and is a predicted model, not a curated record. NCBI's taxonomy places the organism in Eukaryota, Metazoa, Chordata, Actinopteri, Cypriniformes, Cobitidae. Gene Ontology annotation, molecular function: RNA polymerase II cis-regulatory region sequence-specific DNA binding; DNA-binding transcription factor activity, RNA polymerase II-specific. Gene Ontology annotation, biological process: regulation of DNA-templated transcription.